AUGUACAAGAGGGGCUCAAGAGGCUUCACAUACAUUUCUUGCACUAAAGACAAAGUACACAGGGCUGUGUCUGAAGUCCCAGACACAGCUGUGUUUGUCAGAAGGGAGGAAGAACGAUGUGAGCGCAUUCUGGAUGAGGCUGCCUGUAUUCUAGCUAAAGCUACUGAUUCUGAUGGCUUUGCCUUAUAUCUCCCCAAGCAUAAUGAAACGGAGCUUGAACACUACUAUAAUGGCACAAAGAAGCCGUAUGGACCAAUAGGCAAAGGCAUGACUGUUGCAGCUUUUGCAGCAAUGGAGAAGACUACCCAGCUGGUUGAAAACCUACCUCAGGACACAAGGUUCCCUAAAGGUGUUGGUCGUGGAGCGACAAGUGUACACAGUGUACUGAGUGUGCCCCUAGUCAUGCCUACAAAUGAUCUCUUAGGUGUGGUUGAGCUGACCAAAGAGGGUAUGAAGGAUUCGUUUACUGAUGAAGAUUUUCAGCUGGCUAAUGCCAUGUUAAGCUGGUUGGUGUCGUCUCUACACCAGUGUAAGAUGAACAGGGUAUUGAUGACUCAAUCCAAGUUGAAUGACUUCCUGCUGGACACAACCAAGGUCCUGUUUGAUGAAAUGAUCAGCAUAGACACACUGGUACAGAAUAUUAUGUACCACACCAAGGAUCUGGUGCAAGCAGACCGAUCAGCUCUGUUUCUUGUUGACGAGGAGAAGAAAGAGCUGUUUGCUGAUUACUUUGAUGAGGGUGUAAUGGAGGAUGGCAAGCCGGUCUUCACCAAGAAAUGUCAGAUAAGAUUCCCAAGUGACAAGGGUAUUGCAGGACAUGCCAUGAAAACAGGAGAGGCACUCAACAUCCCUGAUGCCUAUGAAGAUCCCAGGUUUAACAGGGAUGUGGACAAGCAGACUGGCUACACCACCAAGAACAUCCUGUGUAUGCCCAUUGUCAGCAAGGGGCGGGUAAUCGGGGUGGUACAGAUGGUCAACUGUCUCAACAAUGACCACUUCACUAAAGCAGACGAGGAGGCCUUCAAAAUGUUUGCUGUGUACUGUGCUUUGGCCCUGCACUAUUCUAAGCUGUUCAGCCUGCUAAAGCAGCAGCAGGACCAGUACAAGGUGGCCAUGGAUGUACUGGAGUAUCAUUUCGUGGCUCAUGAAGAGGAAGUGGUCGAGCUGACUGCCAAUCCUUUCCCAACAUCUAAUGAGGUUCCACCUGUCUUGAGCAAAUAUGAGUUUUAUGCUGGUCAUUUUGAGAAACAGUUGCCGAAAUUGUUUAUGCACAUGAUUGAUGAUCUAUUUGGACGAAGUAUGUUUGAUCAGGAGAAGCUGUGUCGGUUUAUUCUGACUGUUCGCAAGAAUUACCGUCCAGUUCUCUACCACAACUGGAAGCAUGGCUUCGAGGUAGCCCAGGCCCUGUACUGUAUGGUCAAAACCAACCCAGGCAUCUUCUCCAUCAAAGAGCAAAUGGGUCUGGUGAUAGCAGGUGUGUGUCAUGAUGUGGAUCACCGUGGUUACAGCAAUGCAUUCUUCACCAAGCUGCAGCUGCCCAUGGCUGCCCUAUACACCACCUCCGUCAUGGAGCAGCAUCACUACAAGCAGACAGUCAUGAUCCUACAGAGUGUAGGGCACGACAUCUUCUCCUUCAUGACAGCUGAUGAGUUUAAGGAGAUGCUGGAAAUGAUUCGCCAGGCCAUCAUUGCUACCGACCUUGCCCUCUACUUUCUGAACCAGAAAACUCUUGCAGCACUCAUCAAGGAGAAUAAGUUUGACAUCAACAACACCAAGAUGAGAGACCAAUGUAAAUCCCUGAUGAUGACGGCGGCGGAUUGUGCCGUCUCCAAACCUUGGGAGACACAGCAGCAGACCGUCGAGUGUAUCUAUGAGGAAUUCUAUGUGCAGGGAGAUGAAGAAAAGAAAUGUGGCUUCCAGCCUAUUCCUAUGAUGGACAGAAAUCUCAAGGAUGAAAUACCAAAGCAACAGGUUGGCUUCAUCGGGUUCAUCUGUUUACCUCUGUACAACACACUCAGCCAGAUUCUCCCCGGAACACGGCCUCUGUUGGAUGGCACCAACUCCAACAACACCAGCUGGAAGGCAUUGGUUGCGGAACAAGAGAAACAGACACAGGAAGCAAAAGAGGAGGAAGACACUCAAUAAGACUACACAGGAACAAUACCUCAGCAUCUUCCUCAACAUCAAUAAUGUUCAACCUCAUGAAAUCUUGAUGUACACUACCCAAAAUAAGUUAACAAACAACUAAUUUUUAAUAUAGAUAAUCUGUUGGGACUAUUGGUACACAGAGCCUUCCAAAUGUAGAUGUUUCACCUGUUUCGAGUAGUACAUUAUGUUAGUACAUAGUACUAUGUUAUUAUAUCAUUCAAGCUGUUGUCUGUGAUAUUACCUGCAAUAUUACCUGAUUAGUGUCACUGUAUUUCUAUUUAUUUCAUUUCAGAUCUUGAGGGUGAUUACUGUUAUAAUUUUCUGUUCAUGAUUUGUAUAAUGGUUUAAUUUCUGGUACCCAUUUUUAAGUCAGUUUGAUGUUUUCUAUGUACAUCCAAAUUAUCAAAUUGUUGUUUCAUUUCUCUGAAUGGCAGACUGUGAUACACUGAUGUUCCUUGUUGUAGUAUCACUAUUGAUACCUUAUGUGAAAUUUUAGAAAAGCAUGAAGUGAAUAAACUAUGUCUAAUCAUCAACAUUUUAGAAGGAUAAUGCAUGUUGUACAUGCCAAACCAUAGAUUUGUUUAAUAGUGUUAUGGACACUAUGAUUAAACAGUUGCUAGAUUGUCUUUGCAAUUUCAAAUGUUAAAUGGCCCUGUUUCACAAAGCAACCUUAGCUUAAAGACAAUCUUAACUCCCAUACCUAAUACUGACUCAGAACAAUCAUAGGGCUAAGAUCUCUUUGAGGUGUGGGGCCUAGUUUUUUACUCCAUACUGAGAGUCCACCAUCUGUUAAGUACGGUGCUACAAUUCUGUAAUGAUUAACCUGUUAAGUAAUAUCAUCGUUGAUUAGUUCAGUUCAACAAAAAUCAACAUAUUCAGUUGUGACCCUUGUUUUUCAUUUAUCUGGUCACUUGUUAAUAAAUCUUCUAUGCUGAUGA
This is a messenger RNA of Haliotis rubra (blacklip abalone), 3086 nucleotides long. Its product is annotated as cAMP and cAMP-inhibited cGMP 3',5'-cyclic phosphodiesterase 10A-like. Gene Ontology annotation, biological process: signal transduction; negative regulation of receptor guanylyl cyclase signaling pathway. NCBI's taxonomy places the organism in Eukaryota, Metazoa, Mollusca, Gastropoda, Lepetellida, Haliotidae. Gene Ontology annotation, molecular function: protein binding; 3',5'-cGMP-stimulated cyclic-nucleotide phosphodiesterase activity. The record is from RefSeq and is a predicted model, not a curated record.